CACCCAGGUAAAGUCUCGGUGGCGCUAGGGAGUCGUCCUCUCCCCACUGGUAUAAUCAUAAGCCUGUACAGUUGUACAACUAUCUUUCCCACUCAUACGCGGAACUGCAGAGGUGGUACUAAUAUUAGCGCUUCGGUUAUUUUGCGUGUUGGUCAGACACCAGCGCAGGCACACCACUGUUACUGACACUUGAGACUGACACACUUCUGCGCUUCCAGUCUCUCGCCGGAUUUUGGUCCUUGCAUUAUCAUCCUGCUACCGCAGUACUACCUACCUUCUUCGGACUGACACUUUUCUUCUCUUCAAGUUCCCACCAACUACUACUCGACACACACUUCUUUCUUUGUUCUCUUUGUCUCACGUUCUAUCAGUUCGCCUUCAGCAGCACACGAUUCCUGGCUCGAUUGUAGCCGCCAUUGUUGAUCCACCAUUGACACUCACCCUUUUCCAACACCAACACAAUCCGGACGCUCACUUCCCUGCACGUCUUCAUUCAAAGCCGUCCUUCGAACAACCGAGUUUUCCCGCCCUCUAAUUCUCAUUAACCACGUUUUCGAAUCCGUUCGAUUCCUCCCUCCUCUACCACAAUGAAGAUCUCAGCCGUUCUGUUUGGCACGCUCUUCGCCUCUGCGGUGUCCGCCGACGCCUUAGACGACGCAAUAGCCCUCUUCAAACGCCAGAGCGUCCAACUGUCUACCGGCGGUUCAGAUACCACAAGCGCUACCCAGACUUCAUCAUCAGUACCAACAUCGUCCUCCAGCAGUGACGAUGACACGACCUCCAGCCUCACUCAAACAAGUUCCGGUAGCAUCAGCGUCGAGUCCUCCACUGUCACGCAAACGCCAACAUGGUCUCCUUCCACCACCGUGAUCGUCCGCACAUCCACCUAUACUCCCACCAAUUCGGAGGGCUCUGCCACCACUACUGAGGCUUCCGUGUCUACCGUCUCCACUAGCACAGUGACCCCGUCGAGAACAUUGAUAACAACAAGUGCUACUCAAGAAGUCAUCACCACAAUCACAAGCGUCAGCGCCGGUAGUACCGUACACAUUACAAGCACAGGCAGCAGUGUGGUUCCGGUCACCACAAGCGUCGACCCAGCCUCAUUGACUAGCGGCAGCGGUCAUCACAGCAGCUCCGGCCUGAGCUCAACAGCCAAAAAGACAAUUGGCGGCGUGGUUGGUGGUGUCGGCGGUGCCUUGCUUCUUGCUGGACUGGCAUACACUGCCUGGCGCAUCUGGGGCAAGAAGAGGAACCUCCAUGAUGAUGAUCUGUACGACCCCAAUUUGAACCAAGACAAACUCAGUGCAAAUACGGGAUCGGAUUCUACGCCUUUCCGCUCGACCUUGGAUCAAUAUCAUCAACCGGGCCCAGUCAACACAGCAUCCAACUUUUAAACUGGCAAACCAUCCCAAUUUGUUACCCAGCAACUGGACCGUCACGAUUGUCACGAAUUUUAUCUGGACUUAGCGCGGGAAAGCCGUUGGAGGUGGUGUUUCCCGGUCAAAAAUCCGUCGGCCAGCGCUUACUCAGGGUUUGAAGUGGGCAUAUCAUGGCGUGGGAGGUGUUUUUUUUCUUUGCUAGUUAGCGGACCUAAUCUGUGCUAUGCGCACCAUUCCUUCAGGAGUCCCCAUCUUGUUUGAUGUGUACAGAAGGGCUAAUUGAAAGUGAUCGGAGUAUGGCGAAUUGGCUAAGUAGAACACAAAUCAAUUGAUUGUCAUGUUGAAUGAUUACCAAGCCGAGACUGGCCACGGUAAAGGCGUUCUCGUUCUGUGCAUGGUAACUGCAUGCGAGAUAUAUGUGUGCUACCUUAAUGGAUCGAUUCAAAGAGCGAUUUUCGGGACAGAGGAAGUCAGCACAGCCUUGACGAUGCAGACCAAUGUCAGCACCAACGUGAAGGUCGAGUUAUGAGGUACUCAUAAGGGUCAUCCCGGGUGAUUUGCACGUUGGUAGGUACCUUAGUAAGCAAAGUCUGG
Molecule: messenger RNA, 1976 nt
Organism: Exophiala dermatitidis NIH/UT8656
Lineage: Eukaryota; Fungi; Ascomycota; Eurotiomycetes; Chaetothyriales; Herpotrichiellaceae
Exons: 1
Coding region: 588-1397 (269 amino acids)
Source: RefSeq, a predicted model, not a curated record